Branchiostoma floridae (Florida lancelet) is the source of this 1159-nucleotide messenger RNA. RefSeq names its product NXPE family member 4-like. Lineage: Eukaryota; Metazoa; Chordata; Leptocardii; Amphioxiformes; Branchiostomatidae. Bases 17 to 1159 code for a protein of 380 amino acids. The transcript has 4 exons. The record is from RefSeq and is a predicted model, not a curated record.
CAGGCGACAAACCUACAUGUCUACAGGAGGCGCACAGUCCGCAGAUAUGGCCAGGUGCAGGUACCGGAGGUGGAAGAUAUUCUCGCUGUUCCUGACGGGACUGUUCGUAUUAACCUGCUACUUGUUCAGUGCCUCGGUCAGCAGCAUACAGACUCAGAUGUUUCGCAUGGUCGACUAUCGGCAGUCCUUCUCACGGCACCUGACUUCUCAAACCAACCAAGACCCCAUCAACCACAACCACCAGAAUCUGCCGGCAAACGGAAGACACCAUCAGACCGACUCCAACCAGGAACCCUGCCAACCUCUGGACACGGCCUUUACCACUUACACCAUACUGAACAAGCAGGUUAGGUAUCCACUUGGCUCUUUUCUCCACGUAAGACUAACGACAAGGAAUGGUACAGGUUCUCCUCGCACGUGUGGCGGUGACUUCUUCCAAGCGAAACUCUUCUCUCCGAAGCUAAACGCCAGCACAGCCGGGAAGAUUGUCGACCACCAGAACGGUACCUACAGCGUCAGCUUCCUACUAGGCUGGACGGGACGUGCCUUCUUGUCAGUUGAGCUAGUCCACCCUCGGGAGGCGAUACAAGGGCUCAGGAAAGUACGGGAGACGCCAAACACAGGAUACCUCUUCAACGGGACGUUCUACGACAAUCAGGAGAUUCUAGACGAACAGAAGUGUUACAGUAGCAAAGAGGCCGGGUUUGAUAACGAAGAGGAGUACUGUUCUUACACCAAACCCGAGGCAAACAUUUCCUUCUGGUGCCGGAGACCGAAGAGGAAGGGCGUCAGCUGCGAGCAGCUCGCGUUCGUGAUUUCAGACUUGGCCAACAAGGAGAAAUAUGACGAGGCCAACGGCAAACUUCUCAAUGAGGACGAGUGGGUGUAUUUCAGAAAAGGGCAAUAUUUUCAAGUCGAGAUAGCCGCAGAGGAUGGAAUAAGUGAAGUGAUUGUUGCACAAAAAGAGCUGGUCCGCUGUGCCGAACCGCUCGGCAUGGCUAGCGGGUCCAUCCGGGACGGUCAGCUGAGCGCCUCCUCGGCGGUGGGAGGGUACGAGGCGCACCGAGCGCGUCUGCACGGCCAGCGGGCAUGGGAACCCGACAGUAAGGACACUUCUCAGUGGCUGCAGGUGGACCUCAAGGUCCAAAAGGUAGAGUAA